Notolabrus celidotus (New Zealand spotty) is the source of this 2001-nucleotide messenger RNA. RefSeq names its product sideroflexin 4 (gene sfxn4). Gene Ontology annotation, molecular function: monoatomic ion transmembrane transporter activity. Bases 169 to 1113 code for a protein of 314 amino acids. Gene Ontology annotation, biological process: mitochondrial transmembrane transport; monoatomic ion transport. Gene Ontology annotation, cellular component: mitochondrial inner membrane. The record is from RefSeq and is a predicted model, not a curated record. Lineage: Eukaryota; Metazoa; Chordata; Actinopteri; Labriformes; Labridae. The transcript has 14 exons.
CCCGCCCACAUCUGAACACAUGGCUGAAGGCGGAAGCAGCUUACAAUUUGUAAAUGAGACUUGACCUUAAGAGCACUGGUAAAUCAUACUGGUAAUGUUGUAGCUUUGCUGCUUAGCUUAACGUGUUUGUAUAACUAUUUAUGAGACGUUAGUGCACUCGUCGGUCUAAUGGAUCCUAAUCUGCUGUAUUGGAAAAACCAGGGACAGUCUUUCUUCGGUCGACUGAGGAUUUGGUUUAAUCUCCUUGACCCAACUUCUCUAAGUGCCACAGAUGUGGAGAUAAAGAAGGCCCACGCUUUACUUGGAGGAGAAGACCCUUUAAACAAAGAGGAUGGACAUGCACUGAGCCUCUCACUUACUUCUGUCCAUGGGGAUUCAGGAGAAACCCUACCACUAGUUUUCAGACCUCCAGCAUUACUUCCUAUGGCAGCACCUCUGGUGAUUGCCAGCUUGUUGCCACACAGCAGUGUGAAGCCAGCUCUGUUUUGGCAGUUCUUGCUGCAGAGUUACAGCGCUGGGUUUAACCACGCAAACGGGAACUCUUCAUCAGAGCAGAGGAAGAAGACAUCUUUGAAGCAGCUUCUGUUACUCGCUGGAACAGUUUCCUAUGCAACAUGUGCAGGGGCACUUCCUCAGAUUUUCAUAAACAGACUCGGAAUAAGAAGCGCAUCAGUCCAAACUAUUUUUAGGUCAAUACUUCCGAUCCCUCUUUCAGCUGCUCUGGCCUUCUUCAACGUAUUCACCAUCAGAAGUGAGGAGUCAGAAACGGGGAUCAGGGUUUUUGAUCGUGAUGGAAAUCCAGUCGGUCUCUCUAAAGCAGCAGGGCAGAAGGCUGUGAAGGAAACAGCAUUAUCCAGAGCUGCCCUAUUAGGCACAACUGCUGCCGUCCCUAACAUCCUGGUUCUGCUUUUAAAAAGAUGGAGACUCUUCCAGAGGAACCCUCUGCUGGUGGCUCCCCUCCGUCACAUCAGUGUUGCGUUUGUUUUCGGCUUGAUGAUUCCCGUCUCAUUCAGUCUAUUUCCUCAGCUUGGGACAAUAAAGAAGGAGCAUGUUGAAGAGGAGCUGAAGGCUGCAGCAGUCGAUGGACAGUUAUACUACAACAGAGGACUCUGAAGAGCUGCUCUCAAAGAAAUCACCAAAGUAACUAGUAGGGCGAUGUGACGACAGCACAUACCUACAUCAAUCAUGCAGCUGAAACAUACACCGAUCAGCCACAGUUUACCACUGACAGGUGAAGUGUAUGUCAUUGGUUGUCUCUUUACAAAGUCACCUGUCAGUGGGUGGGAUAUGUCAGGCAGUGGGUCCACAUUUUGUCCUUGAUGUGUUGGAAGUAGGAAGUAUGGGAGAGUCUAAGGAUGUGAGCGACUUUGACAGAGGCCAAAAUGCGAUGGUUAAAAAAAAGGGGUCAGAGCAUCUCCAGAGCUGCAGCUUUUGUGGGGUGUUCCAGUCUGCAGGGAUCAGGAUCUACCAAAAAAGGGCCAGGUAGAGUAAAACCAGUCAAGUUGCGACAGGGUCUUGGAUGGGGAAGGCCGACGUUAGUGUGUGGGGAGUGAAGUCUUGCUUGUGUGGUCUGAUCGAACAAAAGAAUCUCCUGGAGCUGAAAGUGGGCACGUGAGUAUCAGAACUGGACCACAGAUCAACGAGGAAAAGUGGCCUGGAUGAUCGUGGCAGCGAGUCUAAGGUGUUGAUUCAGUCUCCGAGUUCCUCAGAUCUCAAUCCAUGCCUCUGUGGGAUGAGCUUGACAUCAAAGUCUGAUCCAUGAAGGCCCUACCUCACAAAUUCCAGGACUUUAAGGAUCUCCUGCAAACGCCUGGACGCCAGAUACCACCGCACACUUUCAGAGGUCUGGAGGAGUCCAUGUCUCAGCUCACUGUCAGGCAGGUGGUCCUGGUGUUGUGGCUGAUCGGUGUAUAAGAAGUUUUCAACCGUCUUAAAAAUGAAAGCAGCCUUUUCUCCUCCUAUCUUUCUCUUGUUUUUGAACAUUAAAAUGAUUGAAGCGGU